AUGCCUCCCCUCUACAUAUUAUCGCUCGGGCUUCUCCUCCUCUUGCAUAUUCCUCAUUGGCGCCCCUCGUCCGCAGCUGCAAGCGAUACCCUCACGGUGGGCCAAUCUCUCGCGGUCGGCAGCAAGCUUGUCUCAAGAAACGGCAAGUUUGCGCUCGGCUUCUUUCAGCCAGCAGCAAGCAUCAUCAGUAAGUCCCAGAACACCACCAGCUCCAGCUGGUACCUUGGCAUAUGGUUCAACAAGAUCCCAGUUUUUACUACUGUGUGGGUUGCUAACAGGGACCAGCCCAUCACUGGCCCCAACCUCAACCUAACACAGCUCAAGAUAUCGAUCGAUGGCAAUCUUGUCAUCGCGAACAACGAUUCCGUAGUUUGGUCCACUCACAUUGUCAAUAAUAGGACACAAACCAGCAGCAUAAACGCCACUACUGGUGCUGCCGUUCUCUUGAAUAGUGGAAACCUUGCUCUUACAGUCACAGAGAGCCCAUCAUCAUCUGACCUACCGUUGUGGCAGAGCUUUGAUUACCCAACAGAUAUUUUUCUUCCUGGUUCCAUGUUUGGCCGGAACAAGGUCACCAGCUUGACUCAUCAGAGCAUCUCAAAGAAGAGCCUCAUUGAUCCGGGUCUUGGCUCAUACAGCAUUGAACUAGAAGAAACCAAGGGGAUUGUCCUCAAGCGCCGCAACCCCUUGGUAGUGUAUUGGCAUUGGGCAUCCUCCAAAACAUCAUCGUUGAGUCUUAUACCAAUACUCAAUUCCAUUCUGGAUUUGGAUCCACGGACCAAAGGUUUGAUUAACACAACAUAUGUUGAUAACAACCAAGAGGAGUACUACACGUACACUUCACCGGAUGAAUCAUCCCCCACAUUUGUCUCACUAGACAUCUCUGGUCUGAUAAAGCUGAAUGUUUGGUCACAAGCCAACCAGUCUUGGCAAAUUAUAUAUACCCAGCCUGCCGAUCCCUGCACUCCGGCUGCUACCUGUGGACCUUUCACAGUCUGCAACGGCAUUGCACAGCCAUUCUGUGACUGUAUGAUGAACUUCUCUCAGAAGUCACCUCUGGAUUGGGAGUUUAAUGAUCGAACAGGAGGAUGCAUCAGAAAUACACCGUUACACUGCAACACUAGUAGUAACAACAAAAACAUCACAAGUUCAACAGACAUGUUCCACUCCAUUGCUCAAGUUACAUUACCCUACAACCCGCAAAGCAUAGACAUUGCUAACACACAGAGCGAUUGCGAAGAAGCUUGUCUCAGUUCUUGCUCCUGCACUGCUUAUUCCUAUAACAGUAGCAGAUGCUCUGUCUGGCAUGGGGAAUUGCUUAGUGUAAAUCUGAAUGAUGGCAUUGAUAAUACUUCUGAAGAUGUUCUUUAUAUUCGCCUUGCCGCCAAAGAUUUGCUGCCAAGUUUGAGAAAAAACAAAAGAAAACCAAACCGUUGGAGUGGUCACUGCUGCAAGCAUUUUUGGUUUUGGGUUACUAAUGCUCCUGGUGUUGUUACUUAUUUGGAGGAACAAAUUCAAGUGGUGUGGUUCCCCUUUAUACGGCAAUCAAGGUAG
Molecule: messenger RNA, 1554 nt
Organism: Triticum turgidum subsp. durum (durum wheat)
Lineage: Eukaryota; Viridiplantae; Streptophyta; Magnoliopsida; Poales; Poaceae
Source: the annotation of a GenBank genome assembly